UCGACCGAUCGGCUACCGCGUUCGAACCCGUAUUGAUUCAUCCCCAAAUUUUUGAUACUUUUAUCUUACGACUUUUUUUACGCGAUCAGAUCGACAAUGCCUGGUGGAAAGGGAAAGUCUUCUGGCGGAAAGAGCUCCGGCGGCAAGACGAGCGCUGCUGAGGGCACCAAGAAGCAGCAGAGUCACUCUGCUCGUGCUGGUCUUCAGUUCCCUUGCGGUCGUGUCAAGCGUUUCCUCAAGCAGAACACCCAGCAGAAGAUGCGUGUGGGAGCCAAGGCUGCCGUGUAUGUUACAGCUGUUCUGGAGUACCUGACUGCCGAAGUCCUCGAGUUGGCAGGCAACGCUGCAAAGGAUCUCAAGGUGAAGCGUAUCACGCCCCGCCACCUCCAGCUUGCCAUUCGUGGUGACGAAGAGCUCGACACUCUGAUCCGUGCGACAAUCGCCUACGGUGGUGUCCUGCCACACAUCAACCGCGCCCUGCUGCUCAAGGUUGAGCAGAAGAAGAAGGCCAAGGCACUUGAAGGCUAGAGACGUAUUGUUUAAGGCUCUAUUUUGCUUUUAUUCUUUGGGACUUGCGGUAAACCGGUAUAUGGGAUGGUAAUGCAGAAAUUCUUGAAUUCGAAUUCGAUGGGGGCGUCGCGUCGAGAUAUGAGCGGACGUCCGCACGACCACAGCUUGGAUAGCUGAGGGCGCCUGCGCUUUCAAAGGGUACACGACGAGCUCUCGGGUCGGCUCUAGAAGCCGAUACCCGAUGACGAGAGGGUUCACGUUAUGACGAAAUGCCCUGUGCUAAUUGGACUUGCGCGAGCUGUGUACAACAGUUGUGUUUUCACCUUGGUGUCUGGUCUGGUAUGAGAUGCGACACGGAACCGCUGUGCUGAUGGACUGGAUUAGGUAGACACGGAAAUACGAGUUCCUGUUUAGUCAUCGAAAGUCCAAUGUUAAAACGAGUGUGGUUUGUUAUGAUCUGUUGUUUGUCUUAGGAAUGUG
Molecule: messenger RNA, 990 nt
Organism: Fusarium oxysporum Fo47
Lineage: Eukaryota; Fungi; Ascomycota; Sordariomycetes; Hypocreales; Nectriaceae
Product: histone H2AZ
Exons: 3
Coding region: 97-528 (143 amino acids)
Cellular component (GO): nucleosome
Molecular function (GO): protein heterodimerization activity; structural constituent of chromatin; DNA binding
Source: RefSeq, a predicted model, not a curated record